CAAAUAUAAUAUAUCAGGUGAUCAGCUGAGUCGGGGAUCGAGGUCCGCUGACUGACUCUAAACUGUUUACAACUUGCUCGUGCAGCACACGCCUCCCUAAAUGUUUAACCAACUUCGGCAAGUUACGUCAGCGUUAAAAUCCAUUCCAAACCAUAGUUUGACUUCGACACUCCAGAACCAACCCAUCACUAUUUGUCGCAGAUUCUUAGCCAGUAUGCGGUUCGUCCAGUUCGAGGAGUCGGGCAAGUCCAGGGUGGGAGUGGAGGUAGAAGCCGGUGGUGAAUUUGUAGAUCUCUGCGGCUCUGAUCAGACGAUUCCAGACACCACUUUGAAGCUGAUUGAAGGCGGGGCGGAUCUCUUACAAAAGGCACACAAUGUCGUUGAGUCUUCAGAUCGGCGCGUUGUGAAGAGGGCAGACGUUAAACUCUUGUCCCCCAUCACGAACCCUCAGAAAGUGCUUUGUAUCGGCAUGAACUAUCGAGACCACUGCACAGAACAGAACUACCCCAUCCCUACCGAGCCAGUCAUCUUCAGCAAGUUUGCCAGCGCUAUCAUAGGUCCUAACGAUGAUGUCGCCUAUCCUGAGCUCACAGAGGCUCUCGACUGGGAGGUCGAGUUGACGGUGGUUAUCGGGAAGGGCGGCAAGAACAUAAAGGAGGCAGAUGCCAUGAACCAUGUAUUUGGAUACACCGUUGCACACGACGUCAGCGCUAGGGAUUGGCAGAUGCAAAAGAACGGAAAGCAAUGGCUUCUGGGUAAAACGAUGGAUGACUUCUGUCCUCUUGGUCCUGCCAUUGUCACACCUGACGCUCUUUCAGACCCUCACAAGCUAGGACUGAGAUGCAGAGUCAAUGGAGAAACCAUGCAGGAGAGUAACACAGAGCAAUUGAUCUUCAAGACUGCUUCCCUCAUACAAUUUAUUUCACAAUUUAUAACAUUGACUCCUGGUGACAUCAUCUUAACGGGAACGCCCCCAGGUGUGGGUGUCUUCAGGAAGCCAGACCCUGUCUAUCUAAAGCGUGGUGAUGUCGUUGAAUGUGAAAUCGAUGAGAUCGGAACUAUCAGGAAUCGCAUCGUUUGAGACUUGCAGCAGGACAUUCUGGUCAUGGUGACAAAAACAAAGUUUGAUGAAUUUGUUGUUGAACUGUGAUGUACUCCUGGUAAUUCUUCAUAAUGCAUAUAGCUCUCUGAAUUCCACCAAUUGUGAUGCUCUAUUUUUUAAAAUGGAAAUCAGCUAAGUUGCUGGGAAGGGUUCUCAUGAUUAUAAUCCUCCAUGCACACCUUUUAUAUUGGUGGCCAUGGACUAUAUAUCAAGAGAGGCAUUCAUCCUAUCAAAAAGAAAGUCUUCCUUAUGCUAGAUGGACAUUCUUGAAGUUGGUCAUGAGGACAAUCUGUGACAAAGAAGUAUUAAAAAUCAACGAAAAUUGAAAGUCAAAACUUGGCAAAAUAAUUAAGAAGGAAAGGAUUACAAGUGAUGAAGGUAGACCAGGGGGUGUUUCACAAAGACUAAGAUAAACUUAAGUUGGACUUGAACUAUGACAGGCCAUUCAUGCCACUGCUUGCUCUUACCAUCGGUCUCUCAAGGGACGUCACAAAUCUACAGAAUCUACAUUUUUUUACCACGAUUUGUACGUCCCUUGAAAGACCAAUGGCAAUAAAUGGUGAGAGUAUACAGUGGCGUGAGUGGCGUGAGUAGCCUGUCAUAGUUCAAGUCCAACUUUAGUCGAUCUGCCAGAGUCUUUGUGAAACACUCCUCAGAAGUUGUCCCAGAGUCUUCAUCUUUGAUAUGUGUUUAUGAAAGUGGUUUUGCAUUUUUUUAAAUGAAAACGGUGAAUAAAAUUCAAUUCGAUUCAAAUAUCAGAAUCAGGAGCAAAUAUUGGUUAAUAUCGGCUAUAUAUGUGAUAGGGAGAAUUCAUUGAGGUUUCCAUCCACUCUCAGACAUGCAGAUCAUGCUAACAAAUUUUACUCUCAGUUUGAGUCUGUAAAAAGAAAAUAUCUUGGGGACCAUUUAAAAUGUCUGAUAUGUUAUAUUCUGGUGUGAAACGUUAUGAAUUUCCAUUUAAUAAUUAUGAUAAGUGAAGCAAAUGUAUAUUAGUAAGAUGGAGCAUUGAUCUCUUCCCAAAACAUGUCAGAUUCACACGUCUGCCCAGGUUUUUGAAUGCUUGUUCUGCUUAUAUCAUUGAUAUUGAGCGAAUUAUGUGUGAUCCUGAAACCUGGAUGUUACGAUGAGCAAAUGGUCAUACUAUCAAUUAUUGUAAUAAAUGUAAAUGCUCUGUUCAUGCCUUUGAAAUAAAUUUUUGUUAUCAUACUUCUUGUCAUAUGUUGAAUAUGAGGGCAUUUAGAGAGUAUAUGUACUUUGAUAAUUAAAGAUUAAACAUGAAUGACAUACAAUGAACAAAAUAAGGAUCAACUCGAUCUUCUUCAUAGUGAUCAAAAUACCAUUUAUUGAAAGUGUGUUACAUUGCAGCAUACUGAAUUGAACCAGUGCAUAAUACAUUUUGACAGACUUUAUCACAAUCACUCUAAUAUACAUAUUGUAUAUUAUACAAAUAUUGCAUGCCCUGGCGUUCUAUAUUAACAAAAUAUGUGAACCGAUACAUUCAGAACUUUGGAGGUGAAUAUAUGAUAUAUUGAACAACGAAAUACAUUCAAUAUUUGUUAAGUAAAAUAUAAGGUAUUUUUGAUCCUUUGGAGGAAGGCCUUCCCAAUUAAAUUUAUGUUGCCUUUGCAUCAGAUACGCACAGCUAAGAUAAUGCAAAGAAUGGAUGCGCAGUCUAAUUAAUUUUUUGUGCGUCUUUAACCGUGCAAAAAAAGGUUUCUGUUACAAUAAAUGCUUGUGCAUAUAAUUUUUUUUCAUUGUCACAUGACACCUUUUCAGCCAAUAGGAUAUUCUCUAACAAAUACCCUAUCUAUAUUUCCAAAUGUUGAAUUAUAUGAGCUGAACAGCAACUAGAAUACCCAAGUGAUAUCAUGAUAAUAUUAAAUAUUUAUAGAGCGCAUAAUAAUCAAACUUUCUCUAUUUGAUGUACAAGCAUGAAUGACAAGAGAAAUAUAAUCACACAAAGAAAUCAACGAAGAGAAGUAUACAAAUCUUAUAACUACUAAAAUGACUAACUUUAACAUAGUAACUGACAUUGUAGAAAUAUAACUAACAUGGUCAAAAAAAAUAAUGUAAGUAAGGACAAAAUACAGUUUAAUCUUUAAGGCCAAAGUGGUGCGUUUUUUAGUAAAGAUUUGAAGUCGCCAUAAAAUAUAUAUAGAAUAAAUAAUUUAAUGUUGAUAAUCAAUAUUCAUCGACACAAAAGAAACAUAGUCACAUACAUUUACAAUAUGUAUGCAAUCAAUAACUAGAUGACACAAGUAAUAUAUAUAUUUAGGGUUUUUGAAUUAUAUCAAAGCAAAUUCAUCUCAAAGAAAAGAAAAGUUGUUUAUAUAAUUCGUGAUAUUUUUAAUAUUAAAAGCUCUAUUUGUGCACUACAUUUAUUUGGAUAAGAA
Molecule: messenger RNA, 3495 nt
Organism: Strongylocentrotus purpuratus (purple sea urchin)
Lineage: Eukaryota; Metazoa; Echinodermata; Echinoidea; Camarodonta; Strongylocentrotidae
Product: fumarylacetoacetate hydrolase domain-containing protein 2
Exons: 6
Coding region: 101-1081 (326 amino acids)
Molecular function (GO): hydro-lyase activity
Source: RefSeq, a predicted model, not a curated record